UGAUGGUUUGCUUAUUAGAUAUAAAAUAAUUAAUAAUUGGGAAUUUAAUUAUUUUUAUGAUCGAACAAUCACCAGUAGUCGUCGAACAAACGAUAAUUGAUCAAAAUUAAUUAAUCUGAGCGAUAAAAAUAAAGAUAUCUAGUAAGGGGGGCCAACUUAAGGGUGACCAUUUGUUUAAUUAAUUAUAAAUAAAUAAAAGACGAACAAACGAUUUUUACAUUCGAACAUUAACGAACAAACGACGAACAAACAAUUAAAAAUAAAAAAAAUCCGAAAAUCGAAAAAAGUGGGGCCAAAUUCAGUGAGCCGGCGUCAAGCGUCGUCGUGAAAUCGCACCUUUAUAAACGCCUUAAGAUAGCAAUCUAAUUUGCGCGCUAUUCUAUACUCUAUGAUAAGCCAAACAACAUUACUAACCUCAUUUCAUAAAUUUCAUUUAUUUGUUAACUAUCUGAUUGUUAUUCCAGAGUGUAUUUUAACUUCUAACUAAAAAUAGUAUAAGAUACGAUUUCACUAAAAUUUCACAUUAUUUCGUGGAAAAAUUUAUAUAUAACUUUAAAGAAAAAAAAAAAAAAUUCAGAAAUUUCUUGAGUUCUGCUAUCUGUCAAAACAAAACUGAAAAUGAUCCACGAAAACGAUCAUACAAAUGAAGAAUGUGAAUAUGUUUUGGCUCAAUUAUGUUAUCUACGAGAACGAUACCCGAUAAAAUGUUCCAAUAAUUUUGAAGAAUGUUUAUUGAUAAAAAAUCGUAUAUCUAUGACACCAUUACAUUCACCAAUCAGGAAAACAACUCGAUGUGCAUCGUUAGCAGAACAACAUGCAAUGCUAUUAGAAAAGAUUCCUUCGACACAUAAAGAGAAUAAAAAAAUAAUUAAUGCAAAAGCAUUAAAUUUGAAAAUCGACAAUUUAAUAGUAUUAAUAAACCAAAUGCAAACUUUAAAACCAAAAUGAUAUUUUAUUUAUUAUGUUUUAUUGUAAAUAAGUUGAAAAUUUUAAUUUGAUAAAAAAUUCGAUAAAAACCGGAUAUAGGUAUAUUUGAUGCGUUGAAAUCCAAUUUUUAUACAUGUAAAAUAUUGCUUGUCGAGUUCAAAGGCCACUUUUAUGAAGUAGUAAAUAUUUUAAAUGUAGCGAAAUUUUGACAAAAAUAAAUAAAUUGAUUAUACUUAUA
Molecule: messenger RNA, 1165 nt
Organism: Cotesia glomerata
Lineage: Eukaryota; Metazoa; Arthropoda; Insecta; Hymenoptera; Braconidae
Exons: 3
Coding region: 619-948 (109 amino acids)
Source: RefSeq, a predicted model, not a curated record